GCGCACCGGGAGCGCGCUUACCGGACUUAUGUGUCGCUCGAGGAGAUUUGCUCACGAAUAGGUGCCCCGUUAAUCUGCCCUGCGCGUAAACGUUGUCAAAACGCCCUCUGUCCGGUAAACUAGGACACCCUGGGAAACGGAUUGAAGUCCUUCUUCAAAUUACAGCCAAAUGGUUGCAGUUCGAACCACCCGCACGCGCCGUGCUUGAAGGGACAUCUUUACAGCCACACUCUGUCCAUCCCGCUGACGGUUUAGGAAUACAAAGUUAUGUCACUCUUAAACGACUCUUCGGGACUGGACGCAUGCUACUCGUUUUUGACAGAAACAUCAGAAUAGUUUUUUUAUUAUUAUUAUUAUUAUUAUUUUUUUUUAUGUGUACGUUUUGAGUGGCGUUGGCUUGGAUAUACACGCGCGCGUCACUUAAUUUGCACCGUUUUUUUCCCUUCAUUUUCCCUCGUGUGGAAUAUCUGAGGACUUUAUUGAACGCUCCAGGAGGAGAGAAAAAAAAAUCUGAAGAACUGCUUAGGAAAUUUUGAGGAGUUUAUUUAUUUAUGAUUAUUUUCCUUCUCAAGUACGUAUGAUAGCUGUUAGGAUGCGUGUGGUGCGAGAGUCUUCGCCGCCUCUUUUAGACCAGAAUUAGUGGAGUCCAGGAAUAGAGGCUAGAUCUGGAUCUUCUCGAUCUAGCGCACUCUCCUCGCUGUCCUUUUUUCUUUCACCCCAAAGGUUAUUUGUCUAUUUCCAUGGAAUAACAGAUCAGGAAAACGACUGAACUACAAGGUGUCUUGUUGUUGGUGUUUUCUUUUUUUUCUCUCUCUCUCUCUUUUUUUUUAUCACCGCCUGUAACUGACAGUUGGUUUAAGGUUGGUUCUUCUCCGGAGAAUGCUCAAUGAUCGAUGGGGAAUCAUGAACAGCUCACCGGAACUCGAAGACGGACAGCGGGGCAAGAAUCAGAGGAUAAGUUGUAGUUAUCUGCUAUGUACCAUCCUUCUCUUCGUGGCCGUUCUGCUCGCAGUCACCGUGACGGGAACCAUUCUUCUUAUGAACCACUACCAGGCUCCCCCCAUGUCGGAUGGCCCGCCUCAUAUUAGCACCAAUCAAGAUGAAGCCAAUGCUUUAGUGACAGUUGAGAGGGGUGAUGGAUCACGCAUCAAUAUCUUCAUCGACCCCAACUGCCCUGAUUAUAACAGUAACUUCCUGCGGCUUGAAGGUGUGCAGACAUCUUUGCUGCACUCACUCACAGACCACGAUACAGAUCUCAAGUCUGUCAAAGGUCAGGAUAGAGCACUAUUGGUCAACUUGGCAGAGGAAGUUGCUAAGCUGUCUGCUCAUGCAGGACAGCUGAAGAUGGACUAUGAGUCACUCAGAAGAGGACAAAGCAACUUGGGACAGGACCUGAAUUCACUGCAGACUGAACAGAGCAGACUUAUACAGCUGCUCUCCGAGAGCCAGAUUAACAUGGUGAAGGUUGUCAACUCUGUGAGUGAUGCUCUAAAUGCCAUGGAGAAGGAAACUGGAGGUCUGAAGGCCAGGGUGAAGGCUGACCUGCAGAGGGCGCCAGUCAGAGGAGUUCGCCUUAAAGGCUGUGCUAAUGGCUCUCGUCCACGGGACUGUAGUGAUAUAUAUGCUAGCGGUCAGAGAGAAGAUGGCAUCUACUCUGUUUUUCCCACUCAUUACCCUGCCGGCUUUCAGGUCUACUGUGAUAUGAGCACAGACGGAGGUGGCUGGACGGUAAUCCAGCGGAGGGAGGAUGGGUCUGUGAACUUCUUCAGGGAGUGGGACUCCUACAGGGAAGGAUUUGGCAAAAUCACUGGAGAGUACUGGCUUGGGUUGAAACAAAUCCAUGCUCUGUCUAUCCAAGCAAACUACGAGCUGCGCAUAGAUCUUGAAGAUUUCGAGAACAGCACAGCUUUUGCACAGUAUGGUGUGUUUGGAGUUGGGCUAUUCUCUGUUGAUCCUGAAGAUGACGGUUACCCCCUCACCAUUGCUGAUUACUCCGGCACUGCAGGAGAUUCGUUGCUUAAGCACAAUGGAAUGAAGUUCACAACAAAAGACAGAGACAACGAUCAUUCGGAGAACAACUGUGCUUCAUUCUAUCACGGAGCCUGGUGGUACCGAAACUGCCACACCUCAAACCUUAACGGGCAAUACCUGCGUGGACAGCACACCUCUUACGCCGACGGGAUCGAGUGGUCAUCCUGGACCGGGUGGCAGUACUCGCUAAAAUUCACAGAAAUGAAAAUUCGGCCAACACGUGAAGAGCGAGAAAGCAAGUAACUGCACAAAAAGAAAAAAAUUAAUGUAAGGGAAGGUUAAAAAAAUAAAAAAAGUUAAAAAGACUUAAAUAUGGGACUUACGAGACAGUGGUUGUUUCUGAUCUGAGAAAAAAAAGUCACACUGUUGUGUGGCCGUGCUGUGAGUCUUACCCUCCAUGUGAUAAUCUCUUCAUCAUCAGGCCUUAAAGUUUUUUAACAUCCAGCUGUCGGCUCUCAGCUCACCCAUGCACUGACUCGACCACUGUCAGUCAUACUGCAGUUCUGACAAAAAUGACACUGAAUCAAGAAUCCUAUUAUCUUGCCAUUAAUUAGGGAAUUAAUUAAUGGAGGACUAUAUACGACAAUGAAAUGUUAGAAUGGUUCCUUCUGUCAGCAAAGCUCCUUUUUUCUCCCUCAUAUUGUUUAACACACAGUUCAUAAGCCAAACACACAUGCCAAGUCCAGAUCUCUUCUAAGUCUUCAUGUUUGGAGAAGAAGGGUACUUCAAAAGAAGAAAGUGUGGAAAAUGGGAGGGAAAUGAGAUCAAGAGAGAGAGAUAGAGAAAGGCGUUCUAGGAGGAGAGCAGUGCAAAGGUUUCUGUGGGAGUUUGUCUCUCAUCUGUCUGACAGGCCAUUAGUGAGCAUAUUGGCCACUUUGUCUGAUCGCCAUUGCCAAGUGAUCAUCAGGCAGGCUCUUCAUCUCGCACAUACGCAGAUGGAGGCUGUUUAUGCAUGUGCGUGAGCGAGAUAAAGGGGAAAUGUAAUAUUGUCUCGUCUCCUUCCCGAGCGUAUGUUUCUGACUCGGCACUAGUUUGAGUGUUCUCGAGGAAUCUCUUUAUCAGCCCGAAAAUCUUGCUGGAGUGUGUUUACUUAGCGCUCAUUCACUCGUCAUUCGUUGAUGCAUGGCUUCAGACAACGAGCCGCCCUGCCCUACUCUAACGUGUAUAUCAGCUCAUUCACUGCCAUCUCUUUCUAGCUCAUUUUCCAAAGGUCAUACAUCUCGAACGUGAAUAUUGUGCUUCUUUCACCUUUUGUUCGAGCUGCUCCCUUCAUCUUUUGCCAUUUUUUCCCUUCUGUCUUCUUCUCAUUUGUUCUCCCUUCACUCUUCCUUCACACAUUUGGCUUGUUUUCUUUGGUCCCCCGUGGAAGUGGAAAAGGUCAACAUGUCAUUUAGUACAAUUACACUGCUCAAUGUUCUCUCUUCUGCUCUUUUUUGACUUUUUCCUUUUCUCCCACUUCUGUUUCAUUUCAUUUCAUCUCUCUCUCAGCUUAAUUAUUUUCUUUUUUUAAAUCUCCAUUAUCGUAAUGACGACGAUUUAUUUGUACUUUGCUUAAAUAUUGUAAUUUUGAAUUCAAAAAGGAGAGAUUUAUAUAUUUAACAUGAUUAACACACUAACAAAACUUUUGUUCCAUCAAUUGUUUGUUUGUUUAUGUGUAAAGACAAGCAGCUUUCAUGCUGACUUGUGAAUGAACUUGUGCAAGUACGAAUUAAUUGGGUUUUGUAAUUUUGAGUUGUUUUACUUCAUAAAUGUUCCAAGAGCUUUAAGAUAUGUGUAGAUUUCUUGUACAGUGUGUAUGUCUUAUAGACUUCUAGUGCAUGUGAAAUAUUUCCUUACAGGAAAUUGACAAAAGCACACAAAUGAAGCAAUGUAUGAUAGAAAAGAUCCUCGAUAUGUCCUGAUAAUGCCUUUUGUUACGUGACUGGUCUGGAAUGGAUCUGUUGUGUGGGACUGAAGUCUCUGGAAUGGACUCUUGUUUUUAAAUGUUAAAGUCUGGUAGGAGUGGAGUUCAAAUCAAUUAAAUGUACACCAACAAAUAAUGAGCACAUUACUUGAGAAAAUGUGUGAAGAGGACUGUAAAAGCAGCACUACAGGAUGCUGUCAAGACUUUUAAAUGGACACAAAUGAGUGCUCAUGCUUGUCCCUGGAAUCCCCUGUAAGUUUGUACCACUUUCACUACAAAGUUACCUCUGUCGUUCUGUCUUUGUUGUGUAUUUUCCCUUGUACUUAUUUUUCUUGUUCUCUCAACUCUGAUUUCCCCCCCUCCUUUCAUUCUGUGGAAUUACAUCGCAAUCAGCCUCUUUUCUGCCACCAUUUGCUUCAAAGUUAACCAUGCUGCCUGUUCAGCUGUCAAUAACAUUUCUCCAGCGUGUUGCCAUGGUAAUGAUCCCCUGGACCAUAACUAACAGGCUGAACAAAGAAUGAAGGAAAGAGAUGUUAAAUGAUGUAACAAUGUCAUGAAACCGGGUCAAGAAAAGACAAAAAGAAACCAAGACUGCACAUUAUAGUUGGAGAGAUACAAUUUGAAAUAAUUUGUAAUUAAGGGUCUCUGUGAGAAUGGGUGUGCGUGGGUGUGUGUGUGUGUGUGUGACUGAAUGAAACAGAAAAUAUACUUGUAAAGAAAAAUAGUAAAUUGUUAUUUCUGUGUAUGAUAUUUGCUCUUCAUAUUGUGCAUAUAUUUAAAAAAAUCAAUAAAUAACAUUAAUAAAUUGAUUUCUGCAAUUGCACUGCAUGGAUUUUAAGAUCGAUCUCCUGUGCAUCUUUUCUUUGCAUCCGUACACACACAUCUUUAUUUUCAACGGGAAAUCUUUCCAUCACCCUCUCCAGUUAUUUUUAAUACUUACAGGGCAUUUGCUCUCUACACAUUACACUUUUCACACAGACUCAUGGCUUGUGAUUGCUCCCUAUAUACACAUAUCCUUAAAUCUUUGCUCUAUAAAUAAGUCCUAAUUUGUUUCUGGCUGAAUUUUUAUGUGUGGUUUAAAGCAAUUGGCAACUGCCAAAGAAUAUCCUGUUCCCAUUUCCCAGUUUUAACAGGGUGUGUGUUUCUGUAUGUGUGUGUGUGUGUGUGUGUUGCUGGAUUUGUGUGUUUGCGUUUUGAAGGAGUAAAAGUGAGAGAUGGAAAAAAAAUGGCUGCAUGGAUGUGCGAGUGGAAAUGAUAGAGAGCACAUGGGAUUGCGUUAGUUUACUGCUGGAUGCACUGGUCCUGUUUUUGCUGCAGUAAUGGACACUCCCCAGUGAAGACGCCAGGAUAAGAGAUGAGCAAUAAAACUGUAACCACCUAAUGGCCAUCUUUGCUCAAAAGUGCAAAAGAGAGCGACACAAACAUUUGCAACCUUGACCAUAAUUGCUAUAGUAGAAAAUGCCAACAUUUGAUUUUUAUUUCAUGUAUUUAACUUGAAGUUGAGUCUCCAACUUGUGUUUCAACUGUGUUACCACCAUGUUAUCCAUUUUAAAUGAAUUAAUUAUUUUAAAAAUCAAAUCAGCUUUGACAUUCUUUUAAGAUGUCAACUUUUCAAGAAUCUUUUGUAUUACCUUAUGUUUCAGUAUAAAUCUUGAUUUUAAAUGUCAACGCUGUUACCAUUUUGAUGUUGUUUUUUGAAGCGAACAGUUGGUAAUGUUUGCAUUCAUAUUUGCAUUAAAUCCACUUUUUUUUAAAGAAGUACCUUAUAGAUUUGUGACCUUGAGCACAAUACUUGUAAAAUCAAAUUGCUUUUGUUACCACCGGCCCUGUUUCUGUAGGUGUGUGUGUGUAUAAAUUCUAAUAUAUUUAGAAAUAAAUAUGUGUUUAUUUAUUGAUGAAUGUUUAAAAACAACUAUUUAAAAUGUAUUUUAUUAUUAACCGGAGAGAGAAAGUGGUUGUACAGUGAAGUAGUGAGUGAAAUUUGUGUGGAAUGAUAGGUGAGGAACGGUGUGUUAACUGUACGAGCCACAUGUCAAAAUCACAAGAACAAGACAACAGUGUUCUUUAUUCUUUUCAGAUAUGCAUGCUUUCUCCUUGACAGACCAGAAGUUUUGUUGUGAUCCUGCUUUCAUAAAGGAAUAGAUGUAUCAUUCAAAACUGAAAAAACUUGAGAACUUGAACAUAUCAAACAAUUUCACACUA
This is a messenger RNA of Carassius gibelio (silver crucian carp), 6136 nucleotides long. Its product is annotated as fibrinogen C domain-containing protein 1. The record is from RefSeq and is a predicted model, not a curated record. The transcript has 7 exons. The coding region runs from base 880 to 2274 and encodes 464 amino acids. Lineage: Eukaryota; Metazoa; Chordata; Actinopteri; Cypriniformes; Cyprinidae.